Molecule: messenger RNA, 993 nt
Organism: Diatraea saccharalis (sugarcane borer)
Lineage: Eukaryota; Metazoa; Arthropoda; Insecta; Lepidoptera; Crambidae
Source: the annotation of a GenBank genome assembly
AUGGAGAAUGCUGGGCAAGCAACAUUCUUAAAACACAAGUGUCACCAUUCCAAUUGCUAUUUGACUUCGAAUAGGAGCUUACUUGGUAAUUUGGGAUACUUCGACACAAUACUGUUUAGUGCCCAAGAAAUAAGCUCUGGCGAGCGAAACCUGCCUAACGUACGAGCUGCGAUACAAAAAUACGUGUUUGUUGCUAACGAUUCUGCGGAUAACUAUCCAGUGUGCGAUUCUUUUUAUGAUCAGUUCUUCAACUGGACGUGGACGUAUAAAAUGGAAUCCUCAAUACCAUACACGUUCUUCACAGUACAUAACAUACACGAUGAAAAUCUGGGAAGUCAUUUCCGAUGGAUACUAAAUAUGACACCCAUUGACACAUACAUGAAAAGUCAACUGAGCUCAAAAAGGAAAGCUGUCGCGAUAUUUUUAGAUAAAUGCAAGAGCAGAAGCAAAAGGGAAGUUUACAUAGAGAAUUUGAAAUGGCAACUAUCGAAAUAUAAUUUAGGUAUCGACGUAUAUGGUAAUUGUGGAAAGAAUAAAUGCAAGAAGAAGAUGUCUGGAUGCUUCUGGAGAUUGAAGAAAUAUUAUUUCUUCUAUCUGGCGAUGGAAGAUUCCAUAUCUCCUAAUUAUAUUACUCAAGAAGUGGUUUAUGGGUACGAAAAUAAUGCUGUGCCCGUAGUAUAUGGAGGAGCUCAAUAUAGCAAAUUUUUACCGCCAAAUUCAUAUUUAAACGCGAUGCAGUUAAACGAGGAAAUGCUCGCUCGUGCUAUGAACGAUAUCAUCAGGAAUCGAAGCUUGUACUACGACUACUUCAGAUGGAAGAACCACUACAUCAUCAAAGCUACGAAGACGUUAGACCCGUGCGCGUUAUGUAAAGCGCUCAACAACAAAAAUUGGCUGACUUUUAGAACGCGGAAUGUCAAUUUCAGAAAAUGGUGGAAUGCUUUUUAUAAGACUAGAUGUGCGGAAUCUUCAAUAUGGCGGACUUAUAAUUAG